GAUGAUCCACACCGCAUCUUUCAAAAUUGACACUCGACAAAAAUAUCAAAAAAUUUCAAACCCAUUUCAUCAGCUCCAAAAUGGCGGAAGGCAACAGCUUGCGCAACGUCCCCAUGCGCCUCAGCAACACCAACGUCCUGACCAGCGAAUUCAACAACAUCUGGGACAACUUCGGCAAAGAGAUGAAGAUGAUGCAGGAAGAGAUGAACAGAUUCCAAGAGGCAAUGUUCAGCAGGGCGUUCGCGUCACCUCACGGCUUCACCACGCCACUGAUCCAAGACGGCAAGGACGGCCAGCGUCAGCUGAAGCUGCGCUUCGACGUGAGCCAGUACGCACCGGAAGAGAUUGAGGUUAUGACGGAGAACAACUAUCUUCUGGUGCACGCCAAACAUGAGGAUAAUGAUGGUACCAAAAGGGUUUAUAGGGAGUACAACCAGCAGUUUAUGCUGCCCCAGGGUGUUACUCCAGAUGUUGUGCAGAGCAACCUGAGUGCCGAUGGUGUCUUGACGGUGGAGGCGCCUAUACCUCAACUGCCGGAAGUGCAGAAACAUUUGGCUAUUAGGAGAUGAGAUCGUGAAGGGGUUAGGUUUUGGGAUCGUGGUAAUAACUUAAGGGAUGCAACAUUAUUUACGAAUACAUAUUUUGUAGUUACAAUAAAGCUGAUCGUUUGAUUUUUGA
Harmonia axyridis is the source of this 678-nucleotide messenger RNA. RefSeq names its product heat shock protein 27-like. Gene Ontology annotation, biological process: protein refolding; response to heat. The record is from RefSeq and is a predicted model, not a curated record. The coding region runs from base 81 to 569 and encodes 162 amino acids. NCBI's taxonomy places the organism in Eukaryota, Metazoa, Arthropoda, Insecta, Coleoptera, Coccinellidae. The transcript has a single exon. Gene Ontology annotation, molecular function: protein folding chaperone.